Acaulospora colombiana is the source of this 612-nucleotide messenger RNA. NCBI's taxonomy places the organism in Eukaryota, Fungi, Glomeromycota, Glomeromycetes, Diversisporales, Acaulosporaceae. The record is from the annotation of a GenBank genome assembly.
AUGACCGAUCAAAUACUAGAUUAUGUCUGGGAUUAUGGCUGCCUUAAAUCAGAGGAUGAGCGAAAUUAUAUUAAUAUAAUGGUGAAGGCUCAGUUAGGUCAUCCAUAUUUUGCGGAACUAUUGUAUGCAUCUCAAGAAUUCAUUCGAAACGUCGAAGAACCCUUUAGCGUUAGUUUAAGAGACGUAAAACGCGCAAUCAAACUUUUUAAAUUUUUCCGCGAUAGUUAUAAAAACCUGAUAAAAAUUUUAAAUAGGGAUUCACACAGGAAUUUAAAGAAUAGUUUGAAUUCUGUUUCUAAUGAGGCACGCUCGAUAGUGUUAGCACUUGGUACUUGCUAUCUUUUCAGACUUCAUGAUCAAUCGAAACGCAGGAAUUAUCGGAAUGAAAUGAUCGAGAUCAUAAAAAAACAUGAUAAAAACUUUCCGAAGCAAUCGAAAUUUUCGAAUAAAGAUUCUUUUGAAUUCAUAAUCCAGAGCGAACAAGAAGCUUAUGUUAAAUGUUAUCCCGACGGAACUGCGUGGAAUGAAGCACUCUUCGAGAAUAUCCUCGUGAUGAUUGUGUGCAUACAAACUCGAAUUCCAGUUUUUAUUAUCGGAGCACCCGGAAGGUAA